GGAGAUUUCCCUGUAGACAAGUAGAAAGGGUGAUGGACAAACGUGCGGGCACUAAGACCGCAAGGCAUUCAUUUCCUCCGACGGUGGAUGCGGACGCCGGGAGGAGGAGAACCCCAGAGCUAGGAGCUGGGAGCCGUGGCACAGAGAGCACGUAGCGACUCCGAAGAUCAGCCCCAAUGAACAUGUCAGUGUUGACUUUACAAGAAUAUGAAUUCGAAAAGCAGUUCAACGAGAAUGAAGCCAUCCAGUGGAUGCAGGAAAACUGGAAGAAAUCUUUCCUGUUUUCCGCUCUGUAUGCUGCCUUUAUCUUUGGCGGUCGGCACCUCAUGAACAAACGGGCGAAGUUUGAACUGAGGAAGCCAUUAGUGCUCUGGUCUCUGACCCUUGCAGUCUUCAGUAUAUUCGGUGCUCUUCGAACUGGUGCUUAUAUGGUGUACAUUUUGAUGACCAAAGGCCUGAAGCAGUCAGUUUGUGACCAGAGUUUUUACAAUGGACCUGUCAGCAAAUUCUGGGCUUAUGCAUUUGUGCUAAGCAAAGCACCCGAACUAGGAGAUACAAUAUUCAUUAUUCUGAGGAAGCAAAAGCUGAUCUUCCUGCACUGGUACCACCACAUCACUGUGCUCCUGUACUCCUGGUACUCCUACAAGGACAUGGUAGCCGGGGGUGGUUGGUUUAUGACCAUGAACUAUGGCGUGCACGCCGUGAUGUACUCUUACUAUGCCUUGCGAGCGGCAGGUUUCCGAGUUUCCCGGAAGUUUGCCAUGUUCAUCACCCUGUCCCAGAUCACUCAGAUGCUGAUGGGCUGUGUCAUUAACUACCUGGUCUUCUCCUGGAUGCAGCAAGACCAGUGUCACUCUCACUUUCAGAACAUCUUCUGGUCCUCACUCAUGUACCUCAGCUACCUUGUGCUUUUCUGCCACUUCUUCUUUGAGGCCUACAUCGGCAAGAUGAGGAAAACAACGAAGGCUGAAUAGUGUUGGAACUGAGGAGAAAGCCAUAGCUCAGGGUCAUCAAGAAAAACAAUAGACAAAAGAAAAUGGCACAAGGAAUCACAUAUGGUGCAGCUACAACAAAACAAAACACAUGAGCAAACACAAAACCCAAGGCAGCUUAGGGAUAAUUAGGUUGACGUAACCCAGUAAGUUUAUGAUCCUUUUUGGGUGAGGACUCACUGAGUGCACCUCCAUCUCAAAGGACUGCUGCUGGAAAACCCCAUUCCCCUUUCACUGUCAGUUCUAGGACAAAUGAGAACAAAAGUGAGCCAGAGGCACAGAAAGAGAGAGAAGUAGAAAGUAAACAAAGGCUAUUAACACUAUAUGAAAAAAAAAAAAAACGUAUUUACUAAGUGUUAUAAUUCUCUAAGAAUGAAAGAAGUUUACUUAAAAAACCGUGCGAGCACAUACACACACAAUCCUUUCUAAUCUUUUUUGACACUAAACUGGAGCCAAUAGAAUAGAUAAAAUGGAAGAGACACAGGGUGGGUAUCUAGAACAAUAAUGCUUUUGCGAAAAGUAAAACCUUUUAAAGAAAGGUUAGUAGCUGUAGCCCCCAAAAGAAAAGAUGUCUUAAUCACCUCUCAUGAAAACGGAUGUAAACAAUUGUAUUUCAACUCAGAGAAAGACUGGUAUCUUUCCCUUCAUAGCACAAGCUCAGGCUAGUGGGGUUGCUAGAACCAAACGGGGCACAAUACUUUUCCAAGGUUCUUCCUGGGAGGAUGGAAACAACGCAGCCCAGUUCCUAAAGGGGCAGCUCCAUCGUGGAGCAUUUCUGAUAGUUUAACUGUAAUUUCUACUCUGAAAUGAGCUAGAAAGGAUUAUCCUUGGUUCAGUUGCCCUGGGCUUUGGAACCGAAGAGUAAAUACAGAAUAGAAAAGGUAAAACUCAACCAAAUGAUUUGAAAAUGGAUUCUGUACUACCUGUGAAAAGAUCCAGCCGGAUAUCACUCUUGAGCUGGGAAAAAGGGGAAAGGACAGGAGGGAAAGUAGGGGGCCGAAGAUGAAUACAACAGACUACGCAUACCCCUCUCUAUUUGACUUCACACACACUCAUAACUUUCCAAAUGAAACCCUGUUGUACAGUCCAUAUUUUCUAUAUUUUUGUGAAUUUCAAAAAGAAAUCUGCAGGGCUCUUCCUGAUAUUGGGUGAACACUGUGUUUCCUCAUCCUCUGCAUUUGCUGCCUAAGCAAUGCAGAGGUGUGUAAAGUGCCCUCUGCUGGUCAAGUGGAGAUACUUCAACAGACACUUCAUGGCAAGUUUGGCUGAACAGUUGACAACAAAGGGCCCCUUAGAGACUUAUCCUUCAAAUUUUAAAUGAUAUAAAAUACUCGUCAUAUUUUUGGCCAAGUCAGAAGACAUUCUUCCUGCUUCAAGUCCGCUUCAGAAAUUUUUUUAAAAGGGACUUUCGCUCUGGAACUCAGAAAAUCAAUUUAUUAAGAGCCAUAUUGUUUAAAAAAAAAAAGCUAGAUAAUAUAAUAUUAUCUGUAAUAUUUCAGUCCUUUACAAGCCAAAUAAAUGUGUAAACAUUCCUAGUAUUUCAAAGAAGCAAUUAUGUAAAAUUGUUCAAUGUGAUAUGCUAGUAUUCUAAUUGGUUAAGUAGCUUCAUGAUUAGAAAAACUAGAUGAAACGAUUAGCAGCUACACUGUGUAGACUAUACACGCAUAACCACACGUACAUGCACACAGAUGUGGGGUACACUCAACUUCAAAGCCCAAAUGCAUAGAGACACAUUUUCUGGCUAGCAGAAAAGGAAAACUGUUGUUUAUCUUUCUUGCUUUAUUUGAGAGUGUACAGUAAAAGGGAUUUUUCAGAUUAUUUUUAUAUUAUUUUAGCUUUAAUUGUGUUGUCAUUCAUGAAACAGAGCUGCUCUGCUUCUCUGUCAGAGAUGACAAGGGCUUUCUCAGCAUCUUGUUUAUGUGUGGAAUUUAAAAGAAUAAAGUUUUAUCCCAUUCUGUGUGAAUGGCUUGAACAAUGAACAAAGAAUCCAUGCAAACCAAGUCAUGACUGAUAGACCCAGGGUGGGGGUGGGGCUUUGCAGGGGAGGGAAACUGUUACAUCUGUGUUAAAUUAUUGUGAACAGUCUAUGAUGUCUUGACAUUGGUUCAGAGAUGAGAGACAAUUGACGGAGGGAUGUAUUGUGAUAUUAAGGCAAAAACAGGCAUGAGCUAAAAAGGUGGGACCUGCUAUAACAGCUACUAGGUUCUUAGGAUGCAAAUAAUGUUAUUUUGAGCUUUGAAAAUCCAUGAUACUGUGCAAUAUGCUUUUUUUUUCCUUAUAAAAGAAAAGGAGCAGAAUAAUUAAAAUGAGGAAAAGGCCAAAUACAGCUGACUUGAGUUUAACUGAAGGACCAGUUAGAGCUUAUCUGGUUGAUUUAAUUUAAUUAUUGAAUCCAUUGAUUUAUCAUUGAUCCUUUAAUGCAGGUUAGAAUAAGGAAAUGAGCAUAGACCUUAAACAGACUCUAAAUGAUGCUUCCAAAGCACUUUUAUCUUGAUACAGGUUCAUACUUGUGUUCACUUGUGAGAUAAUUUAGAAUUUUUGUUUACAGGUUGAAUGUCUAAUAAAUAGUUUUUGAAUUGGCUAAAUAUAUCUAAAGGCUUUUCCAAUGUUUAUCAUGGGAGGAAAAAAAACCUUAAAAAAAAUUCUGGUAUUACAGUUUCAAUACAAUGUUUUUAACAUCUUGGCUUGAUUACUUAAUUAUAUCGAGAUAAGAGGCUGGACCACUAGCCCAUGGCAAAUCUGAAUCCUACCAGAGAAUUGACUGCCACAUAGAUAAUCCUACUAUCAGUUAACAUUCCAGAAAAACUUGGACAGGCAAGUUUUUAGAACUGCCCCUCUAUGCUGCAAUUGAUUAUCUUUCUAUUGGAGAUUUUCCACUGCAUUCCAAUCCCACCAUGUUGACAACAUUUCUGGGUUGAAAAACAAACAUCCUUCGUUUCAUAUAUAAGUGCAUGCAAUUUGAUGCCCGAGGUCUGAGUAUCAACCCGAGUCUACAAGUUUGCAAUAGAAAACAUUCUAAUGAAAAACACUCUGGAGGUUUUAUCUGGGCCUUCUAGUUUUGCUAAUGAGAAAAGAGUAAAUACUGUACUAUUUAAAUUCCUGCCAGGCCAAAGUACCAAAUUAAAAUCCUAUAUCGAGAUUCUUAUUCCAGAUAAUUUACCCUCACGCUUCUAGUCACACUCCACUAUAAAAACUAGGGGGGAGGGAUAGAUUGCUUAAGGGGGAAGAAAGGAUUGAUUAUAUUACUCUCACUUCCCCACCUCUCUAGUAAUGUGGUUCUGGCCUGAAUCAGAAACUUCAUUUGGGUAGGAGUUUUGCAGAACAGAAUGGUAGAACACUUCUGGGAAAGAGAUCUACAGAAUUUUUUUUUUCCAAAUCAGAUGUGGUAUCUUUGUGAUAAAACCUGGCACAUCAAAGAAGCAAAGUGCCUGGAGUAAACUACACUGAGUAGAAUGCUCCAGAAGUCUGGCCUCAUUCCCAGACUGCAAAAUUACCUGGGAGAGACAGCGUGCUCAGGUUACUCUCUUCUCUUUAUUCUGAUAAAACAGACUCCCCUCAGAGACCAGGUGUCACACAACUGCCGGCUCCAGCACAUCCUGAGGGCUUUUUUUUUGCUCUGGGAGUUGUUGGAUUGGCCAUGUGCUGAUUCAAGAGAGCUGGCAGUGGAGUGGAGAAGAUCCAGUAGACUUUGAUCCCAGAAUCGAGUGCUUUGAGUUGUAUGUGGUGGUCCAUGCCUGUCUCUUUUAGACACUUGUUUCCCUGGAAAAGUUUCCCUAAGAGUGUAACUGUGUGAAAAUUCCAUGAUGGAAUCCCAGAACUUUCCAGUAGUUCAGGUUUUUUUGUUUCCACUGAUAUUUUGCUAUCAGUUCAGGAUGAUAGUUCGUCCUGUGAGUCACUGUCUCCUGUAGCUUUAAGUGCUCUCUGUCUCAUACACAAGAUCUGAUUCUUUGCGCCUCAGACCCAUUA
Messenger RNA from Prionailurus viverrinus (fishing cat), 4958 nucleotides. RefSeq names its product ELOVL fatty acid elongase 6 (gene ELOVL6). Gene Ontology annotation, cellular component: endoplasmic reticulum membrane; endoplasmic reticulum. The transcript is spliced from 5 exons. Gene Ontology annotation, biological process: very long-chain fatty acid biosynthetic process; sphingolipid biosynthetic process; fatty acid elongation, saturated fatty acid. Gene Ontology annotation, molecular function: fatty acid elongase activity. NCBI's taxonomy places the organism in Eukaryota, Metazoa, Chordata, Mammalia, Carnivora, Felidae. The coding region runs from base 177 to 974 and encodes 265 amino acids. The record is from RefSeq and is a predicted model, not a curated record.